This is a messenger RNA of Cuscuta epithymum, 767 nucleotides long. The record is from the annotation of a GenBank genome assembly. NCBI's taxonomy places the organism in Eukaryota, Viridiplantae, Streptophyta, Magnoliopsida, Solanales, Convolvulaceae.
CAAACACCGCGCAAUAGUAGAUGAGAAUGAAUGCAUAUUGAUUGGAAGGAACAUUUGCAUUAUAUUGCUAAGUUAGCUUCAAAUAAAGAAAUCAGCUAAGAAACAAUCGAUCACAACGUUUCUCUCCUCCGUCUCAAAUUAAAUCCAAAUCAAAUUCCGAUCGUCGGAGAUCGAGGAUAGGGAUGGAUCAGCUAUUGGGGAAAAUGGGUUCUUAUUGGGUUGGCCAGAAAGCCACGAAGGAGCUCAGUUCCGUCGGUGAUGACAUCAAUUCCAUGUCAAGCAGUAUAGAAGGGGGAGCCAAAUGGUUGGUUAACAAAAUCAAAGGAAAAGUUCAAAAGCCAUUACCAGAGCUGCUUAAAGAGUAUGAUUUACCGAUCGGCAUAUUUCCUCGGGAUGCUACGAACUAUGAGCUAAACGAAGAGACAGGAAAGCUGACUGUGUAUAUACCCUCUGUAUGUGAACUGUGCUACAAAGACUCCUCCGUUUUGAGAUUCAAUACAACAGUGAAUGGGCGUCUUGAGAAAGGGAAGCUAUCUGACAUUGAAGGAAUCAAAACAAAGUUUGUGAUUUGGGUUAAAGUCUCUGCAAUCUCUUCUGAGAAUUCCUCUAAAGUUCUUUUCUCAGUUGGUAUGAAGAAAUCAAGAAAUAGGGAUGCUUAUGAAGUUAGCAGAGAUGGAACAAGUGUAGAUAAGUUCUAAUUAUUAGUGACAUCAAACUGGAAAUGGAAAAUGUGUGAACUCUCACUUUUAAUAUGCACUAAAAAAGCU